Molecule: messenger RNA, 2172 nt
Organism: Mytilinidion resinicola
Lineage: Eukaryota; Fungi; Ascomycota; Dothideomycetes; Mytilinidiales; Mytilinidiaceae
Exons: 6
Coding region: 1-2172 (723 amino acids)
Biological process (GO): synaptonemal complex assembly; replication-born double-strand break repair via sister chromatid exchange; mitotic sister chromatid cohesion
Cellular component (GO): synaptonemal complex; cohesin complex
Molecular function (GO): protein binding; chromatin binding
Source: RefSeq, a predicted model, not a curated record
AUGUUCUAUAGUCACGAAGUCCUCACAUCGCGCAAGUAUGGAGUUGCUACCGUUUGGCUGAUGGCCACUCUCGGAUCCAAGUCCUCGCUGAAGAAGGUCAAUCGGAAAGCAAUUCUUAGCGUAGAUGUUGCCAAAGCAUGUCAUACCAUCUCUGCUCCCGAAGCGCCGAUGGCUCUACGACUCCAGAGCAACCUCCUAUACGGUGUCUCGCGCGUCUUCCUUCAGCAAUGUGGCUACGUCCUUACGGAUGCACAAAAUGCGCAGAAUGCGAUGAAGGCAAUGUUCAAGAUUGUAAAAGAUUCAGAGUUGGACCCGGAGGCUGGACGGGUUAGACCAGAUCAGCUCGUGCUGGAGGAUGAUCCGACUUUUCUGCCAGAGUUCCUUCUCCCUCCUCCAGACCUCAGCCUAUCCGGCGUCAAUCUCGGAGGCCCUGCUGGCGAAGCUCAAGGAAGCUUACUAUUCACUCCCUACGGCUCUCAAGAUCUCAGCGGCAGCCAAGGCAUUGGAGGACCAGUUGGAGGGCUCGUGAUCCCCAGCUCCCGAUCAGCUUCGGGAGGAUUUGAUGAUGGCGAAUACUUUAUUCAAGGAGACGAUGGGAGAGGCACCAGCCAACAACUUGAUCAGCUAGAUGAACCACUUGUCGAAGCCGACUUUGCUUUCGAUGCAGACGGAAACAUCAUCGACUUGACUCCUACCAACCCGAUUGGUGAGAAACAUACCGGCACCACCAGGCCUGCCAUAGGAAGCGAUACCGGAGCAAGCGCCAGGGUUCGACAAGAGCAUCAAGAAGGUCAGAGAAUCGGCAACGAAUUCGGCGGCGAAGCAAUGGAUCUCGAUAUGCCAAUGCUCGGCGACGAUUUCAACAUAAUUCCAGAAGGUGAGGCCUUUCCCUUAGGUGCCGGCAAUGGGAUGUCUUCCUCGCAGGCCGGAGACCCGGGAUCUUCUUCUACUGCAGCAGCAUCAAUGCGCCGCACCAAGAUCCGCGGUCCUCGUAUCAUCCCGCUUGACGAGAUGAUGGAGCUACACAACACCGACCUCAUGGCCUGGAACAAGCAAUACCUGCAAAACAUGUCAGACGCCACGCGCCACAAGCUGAACCUGAAGGCUGCUGCACAAGGAAAGAAGAAUGCCGAGUUCUGGAUCUGGGGAUCCGGCAUUGGAAACAUAGGACAGCGGCUUGGUGGCGCCCCGUCUCCUCUCGACAUGUUCCACGGCGAUUCUCUCUUCGAAGCUGUCACGGGCAUGACUAGAGAAUCGAUGGCCGGACUGAAGCGCGACCGAGACAGCGGCAUUGACGAAGAAACCGAGAGCCAAGCACGUCGUGUGCGGCCCCGCUCAGAUGACGACGAGCUCAACCGCGGAGAUAUGGACGAAGGUAUAAUGUUCAUGGGCGAUGACACUGAUAUCCCCCGAGACGACGUCGAAAUGCCUCGAGAUGCCCCGUCUGCGCUGGACGAAGCACAGCUCCUCUCAGCAAUGCCAUGGAACAUCACCGCUUCCAUCCGUGGAUCUUCCGCAAUGCGAGGAUCUUCGCUUGCGCGCGCUCGGCUACUCCAAUCUGGAGUCCCAACUUCAAUCGGCGGACCCGGCUCUAUCGGCAUGCUGAGAGGCAGCCGCAUGGUCAGCGCCUCCCCACUUCACGGCCGCGGCCAGCCAGGUGGCUUAGACGCCCUCCGCUCCUUCGAAGGCGAAGACGAGUACGGCUUCUUCGGCGGCGACGACUUCGGCGAUGCCAGCUCCCCUGGAGGAAAAGGACUCACUUCCCCUGGCGGCCCUGCGGGUGUGAAGUCCCAGGUCAACCAGAAAGUCCUCGAUGCACUCGAUGCCGAAGGCGUCAACUUCCUUGCCUUUGUUGAGGACAGGAUUCAGGAGAAACGUACGCGUUUGCAGGAGCAUCUAGCAGACGAGGAACUCCAGUCGGAUGCAGCGGCUGAUAUGGACGAGGUUACGUUUGAAGAGUUGCUGCCACCGAAAGAGAACUGGCGCGUUACGGCUGCGAAGGCAUUGAUGCAUACGCUUGCACUUGCGACGAAGGGGUUGUUGGAAGUGAGGCAAGAGGAGGCCUUUGGGGAGAUUGGGCUUCGGGUGGUGCAGUUCGACGCCCAGGACGCUGCUGAUGAUGAUGAAGAUGAGGGAGAUGCUGAUGAGGAGGCAUUAGAAUUAGUCGAAUAA